This is a messenger RNA of Caenorhabditis bovis, 711 nucleotides long. The record is from the annotation of a GenBank genome assembly. NCBI's taxonomy places the organism in Eukaryota, Metazoa, Nematoda, Chromadorea, Rhabditida, Rhabditidae.
AUGCAUAAUUUGAACAAUGGGGUUGUCCCAUUCAGCACAGUUCAACCAAGACCUCCACCCAAUUUACCUCCUUUGCAAGAUCAUCAGGGAUUUAUUGUUCCAAAUUUCGUUCGAAUUCGUCCGCGGCCGUCUACACAAGAUGCAACAGUUGCCACAAGCAGCGGAAAUAUGAGAAUUGUUGAAACCGAUCCAUCUACGUUGCCGGAAGUUUCAGUUCCAGAAAACUGCACGCUAUUCACAGUUGUCAAGGAGAUUGAGGGAAUUGAGCGGACAUUUUUGAUUCCGCUAACCAACGAUUCUUCAAUUCAAGAUCUUAUGCAAACUCUACCGGAGGGGUUUGAUGAAAUGGCAGUGAAUGCGAUUCGAGAAGCUGAAGCAGCUGCAGCGAGCUCUGAUGAGCCUACUGUAGCCAAUCCCAUUGAUACGGUUUCCAAUGAUUCGGAACUGAUUGAGGAUGGUCCUGCAGACGACUCCGAUGUGGUGUACGUGAACCCACGGCAAUACUACCGAAUAGUUCAAAGACGCAGAGCCAAAGAGAAAUUGAUAAGAGAAGGAAGGUUGCCGCCGAACAGACAGAAAUAUCUUCAUGAGUCGCGUCACAUUCAUGCAACGAAUCGAAAUCGAGGAGUCAAUGGACGUUUCCACAAGAAAAAUAAAGAAAAAUUGCUUCCUGGAUUAUUACGACCUGAUCCGCCAGGUCAUGAAUCGUAA